This is a messenger RNA of Pieris brassicae (large cabbage white), 473 nucleotides long. RefSeq names its product NEDD8 (gene Nedd8). Gene Ontology annotation, cellular component: cytoplasm; nucleus. Lineage: Eukaryota; Metazoa; Arthropoda; Insecta; Lepidoptera; Pieridae. The record is from RefSeq and is a predicted model, not a curated record. The coding region runs from base 153 to 386 and encodes 77 amino acids. The transcript is spliced from 3 exons. Gene Ontology annotation, molecular function: ubiquitin protein ligase binding; protein tag activity. Gene Ontology annotation, biological process: modification-dependent protein catabolic process; regulation of proteolysis; protein neddylation.
AAUCAUAAAUUGUCGUUUUUGCAUAGUGUUUGACUAAAGAUUAGAAACUGAAUCAUAGAAUUGUUUAGAUUAACUAUUGGAACAAAAUAAUUAACAAUUUAAUUUCCUUAAUCAGUUGCGUAUUUAAUUAGUUUGCACAUCCGUCUACCAAAAUGUUAAUCAAAGUUAAGACUCUCACUGGAAAAGAAAUUGAAAUAGACAUUGAGCCAACAGACAAAGUAGAAAGAAUUAAAGAACGGGUUGAAGAAAAAGAGGGGAUACCGCCUCAACAACAGAGAUUGAUCUUUUCGGGCAAACAAAUGAAUGAUGAGAAGACUGCACAAGAUUAUAAAGUACAAGGUGGUUCUGUUCUUCACUUAGUGUUGGCUUUGAGAGGGGGCAAGUGAUCAUUGGUCAGGCAUCUCAUAUUUUUAAUGCUUAAUUUUAAUUCCUCUUUAUUGUAAAAAGUGAAAUAUGAUAACUGUCAUUAACUA